Oncorhynchus nerka (sockeye salmon) is the source of this 6721-nucleotide messenger RNA. Its product is annotated as cGMP-inhibited 3',5'-cyclic phosphodiesterase 3B-like. Gene Ontology annotation, cellular component: membrane. Gene Ontology annotation, biological process: signal transduction. Gene Ontology annotation, molecular function: protein kinase B binding; calmodulin-activated 3',5'-cyclic-GMP phosphodiesterase activity. The coding region runs from base 174 to 3458 and encodes 1094 amino acids. The transcript is spliced from 16 exons. The record is from RefSeq and is a predicted model, not a curated record. Lineage: Eukaryota; Metazoa; Chordata; Actinopteri; Salmoniformes; Salmonidae.
UCCCUUUUCUCUAAAAACAACAACAUUUCACCUUUCUUUCUUUUAGUGAAAAUGCUUGAGCACGUUUGAGUGACCAUGGAGUGCGUUUGCCGUCAGGUAGUUGAGAGUUAAUACGGCGAGAAUAUUGGGAGAAGGAAACUUUUCAAGGAAUCCAAGGAGCUACAGUUGGAAACAUGGCUGUUCGCGAAGAAGGAGAGGUUUUGCACAGUAAAAUCAGGCACCACGAUGGGGUUGCCAAUGCAAACAGCACAGAGAGCUUCAGGAACGGCUAUGUGAAGAGCUGCGUCACCCCUUUAAAACAAGUCCAUCAAAGGGGAUUUUUGUUUAACGUCUGUAGGUUUUGCAUUGAGGACAUUCUGAAUUCAAAAAUAUUUAGAAUUUCUGGCCUAUACCUGGGUGCAUUCGCAAUUUUUGCAGUUUCGUUGCUUAUUUCCAGGAGCUUGCAAAGUGACUUCAGCUUUUGGGAUUUGCGGACUUUUCUGUCGGGCUUCUCUCAAUCCAUCAGCCCUCUCUUUAGCAUAGGCUGUGCAUUCUUCUUUUUGACAUUUUAUUUAAGGAGGAAAAAGAGGGAAAGUAAUACAUGUUGGCUUGUGUCACUGCCAGCAUCAUGUUACUUAGGGGAUUUUUUAGUUUUGCGGUUUUUGCAGUGGGGAGAGGACCAACACCAGAUGCAAAUGAUUGGCAGGUUGUUAUUCGUGUUGGGGUGUGUGGGUCUCCUAACACUGAUCCCCACUUUGAAACUCAAACACAGUGUUCUGAUCCUGGUGUUUGCCAGUGUUGUGUGGUUGGUGUCUUUCACCAGUCUGAGCUGUCUGCCUGCACUCCUGAGACCCGUGUUUGCGUGUUUGGCGGGUGUCUCAGGCUCGCUCUUGUCCCUCUGUUUUGACCAUUACUACCCGUCGAGGGAAACGCCGAAUAGGAUCUCCAGCAACGAGGAGAAAGUCCCUGUGAUCAGACCCAGGAGAAGGUCCAGUUGUGUUUCUUUGGGGGAAACGUCGACCAGCUAUUAUGGCAGCUGUAAAAUGCCUCGCAGACCUUCGUUACCGUGCAUAUCCAGAGAACAGAUGAUCCUAUGGGACUGGGACCUGAAGCAGUGGUACAAGCCCCAGUAUCAGGGAGCGGUAAGUGGUAACGGAGUGGACCUGUCGGUCAUCAACGAGGCCAGGAACAUGGUGUCUGACCUGCUGAUGGACUCGUCCCUGUCGCCACACACCGUCUCGUCCCUGCGCAGCGUCAGCAGCCUCAUGGGGACCUUCUCUGGCUCCUGUCGGCCCAGGGUCAACCCCUUCACCCCCUUCCCAGGUUUCUACCCCUGUACCGAGGUGGAGGACCCUGCAGAGAGGGGCGACAGGAAGCCCCUGAAGGGUCUUAGCAGCAGGAACAGCCUACCAACACCCCAACUCCGCCGCGGCUCCACCUCCUCCCCUCUCCCCCCUCUGGAGUCGGCCUCCUCCCGCUGGGAACGCAACAACGGCAAGAGACCGGGACCCCACCCUGACCUCAAUAUGACCAGCACGGGUUCUCUGUCCAAUGGGCCCAAUGCUAACCUGCUGACCAUCCCUAAGCAGAGGUCCUCCUCUGUGACCCUGACCUACCAUGCCGGGCCCAGGAGAGCAGGUGCGUCCCCCAGUCUGAGUCCUGUCAGCUCCCCCAGCCACAGUCCUCAAGGGGGAGGUCUCUCCUCCCAGGUUAUGCGCCCCCCGGUGGAGUUCCCCGACACAGCUGACUUCCUCACCAAGCCCAGCGUCAACCUGCACAAGCCCCUGGGCUACAUCCUCAGCUCCGCUGACUUCCAGGGGCCCUAUCGCAGCCCCGCGGCAAUGUGCACCAGCUGUGGUCGUCAGAUGCUGAAGAACAUGCCCAGUAUGGAGGCGGGGGAGGGACACCUGCCAUUCACUGGUCAUGCUGAGGCCCAGCGCAGACGCUCAGCAGGUGAGGGGUCAGAGUUCAUGGGGGAGGCACUGAUCAGGGAGGAGAGUGUGGAGGCCGAGUCGAUGGGGGACAGGAAUCCAGACGCAAGGAGCCGGGGCCAGACAGACGAGGAGGAGCAGAGCGCCACCACAGAGCAGCAGACUCAGGAAACAGAGGGUGAGUUCAGACUAGACCCCCUGCUGGAGAACCACGAUGACCUCAUGGAGAAGAUCAACAGCUGGAACUUCCAGAUCUUUGACCUGAUGGACAGAACAGGAGGGAAGACAGGAAGAAUACUCAGCUACGUGACCUACACUCUGUUCCAGGACACUUGUCUGUUUGAGAUGUUUAAGAUCCCUGUGAGGGAGUUCAUGUCCUAUUUCUGUGCUCUGGAGAACGGCUAUAGGGAUAUUCCCUAUCAUAACCGGGUCCAUGCCACUGACGUGCUCCAUGCUGUCUGGUACCUGACUACCCGGCCUGUUCCAGGGUUCCAGCAGAUCCACAAUGAGCAUGUGACAGGAAGUGACACAGAUUCAGACAGUGGGAUCUCGCCGGGCCGGGUAUCAUACGCCUCCUCCAAGAGCUCGUCCAUCUCUGACGACAACUACGGCUGCCUGGCGUGGAACAUCCCUGCUCUGGAACUCAUGGCACUAUAUGUAGCAGCUGCCAUGCAUGACUAUGACCACCCCGGUCGCACAAACGCCUUCCUCGUAGCCACUAACGCAGCUCAGGCGGUGUUGUAUAAUGACCGUUCGGUCCUGGAGAACCACCACGCUGCUUCGGCCUGGAGCCUCUACCUGUCUCAGCCAGAGUUCAACUUCCUGGCCAACCUGGACCACGUGGAGUUCAAACGUUUUCGCUUCCUGGUCAUCGAGGCCAUCCUCGCCACAGACCUGAAGAAGCACUUUGACUUCCUCGCCGAGUUCAAUUCAAAGGUGAAUGAUGUGAACAGUCCAGGAAUCGACUGGACUAAUGAGAAUGACCGUCUGCUGGUGUGCCAAGUCUGCAUUAAGCUGGCAGACAUCAACGGGCCGGCCAAAGGACGCCAUCUGCACCUCAAGUGGACAGAAGGCAUUGUCAAUGAGUUUUAUGAGCAGGGGGAUGAGGAAGCCACUUUGGGAUUACCCAUCAGCCCUUUCAUGGACCGCUCCUCUCCCCAGCUGGCCAAGCUGCAGGAGUCCUUCAUCACACACAUCGUGGGGCCGCUCUGCAACUCGUACGACGCCGCUGGCCUGCUCCCUGGCUACUGGAUCGACGAGGAGCGCUCUGAGGAUGAGGAAGAACAGGUGGAGGACACAGAGACUGACGAAGACGAGCUGGAGGAGGAGCUCGAACCAAAAAGGAGAAACGGCCGGCGUCGGCUGUUCUGCAACAUCAUGCAGCACCUGACAGAGAACCACAAGGUGUGGAAGAAGACCAUCGAGGAGGAGGAGAAGAGCAAGGAGAAGCAGCAGGCCGACAGCCUGCCUCUCAGCCUGUCCCCUUCGCCCUCCGACGACCAGAUCCAGGUCAUUCAGGAGGAGGAGGAAGGGGAGGAGCACCAGUAGCAUGAUGAAGAAGAGGAAGAGGAGGGACAGAGCCAGGAUGCUCGGGAAGGGCGGAACAGUGAAGGCGAAAGUCCUUCAACUCCUCCCUCUUACACGCUCACACACACAAAAAUAUUUAUACACAACACAUACGUGCACACACGUACUAUAGACAUAUACACAAACACAUACACACACAGGAUGACCCUGCUGGAUCUCCACACGUUGAAAUUGUCACUGUGCCGACACGCUAAUGCAGUCAUGUUGUUUUGAAAAAAGGCCUUACUACUGUGAGGGGAUUCUUGCUGCAAUGGUGGGAACCCCACUCCUAUGCACUUUCACCCCAUGGAGAGUAGACCAAGAACAAACACCAGAGCUGAGGACACUGGUGUGGAGAGGAAGAGAGGAAAAGGGUCUGGAUGUGCCCUCCAUGGUGAUCUGGCUGUAAUGCUGCCUUGAACGCAGAGCACUUAACUCUCCCUUAGGUACUAAAACAAAUCCUAUGAUUUCAAAUAAAGGAAAAGAAAAAACACCUUGACGUGGUUGACAUCCGUUACCAAAGCGAACAGUUCAAAUGUGGAAAGACAAGAGACUGAGACUGUUUCAGGCUCACUGUCAGGAAUAUUCUAGAUCUAUAUAUCAAAUGUGCCUGUCUGAACCUUUACUGAGUCCCCUGGUCCAGACCCUAGGUUGGUCUGUGCAGUCCUCUCCCCUUGCUGGCGACACACUGUAUCACUGACUCAGUCACAGAGACGUUGUGGAAAUGAGCAUUAUACCUGCAUCGUUUUUGAUGCCUUUUAUUCAUGUGUACCACCUGCCUUUUAUGUUUCCUUCUUCUUUUUAUUGGUUUAAUUUAGUUGGUGUGAGCGUGUGUGUGUGUGUGUGUGUUUUCUUCAGGAACGCUUGGUCGCAAGUCAUUGAAAUGUUUUCGGAGAUGAGAUGUUCUCUGUUGUUCCAAUGGAGUGCUGUUCCAAUGGAGUGCUGUUCCAAUGGAGUGCUGUUCCAAUGGAGUGCUGUUCCAAUGGAGUGCUGUUCCAAUGGAGUGCUGUUCCAAUGGAGUGCUGUUCCAAUGGAGUGCUGUUCCAAUGAAGGGAUGUUUUUUUUCUUUAGAUUAUAUCUAUUUUUUCACGGUUACUCAGGAUUCUCGUGAAGUUGAAUCAUUAUUUUGCAAGAAUUUAAGUAAUUGACUUUAAAACAGAAUCUCUGUGAUUUAAAUAGUUUUUAAGCUUUGUAUGAACAACUUGAAAAACAAACACAUUCAAGCAAUUGAACUGCUCCUCUGUGAUAGAGCAAAGUAUGUCCUGUGUUUCUGUCAACCUCCGCUGCCCCGCUGGCAGCGCCGUUGGCUUGAUCUUCUAAAGACCUCACUGUAGAAUUGGAAUCCUUGAUUGUCAGUUGACUGUAAAAGACCUGUUUGCAGCAAGGCAACAUUUUGUACAGUAAAAUCCCAUGAUUAUUAAUGUACCAGUAUAGGUAAAGGUGUUUUUGAGUGCAUUGCUGUUGGCAUUGUUUUUACACCUUCAUUUCAUUUCAGUCAUUCUACAGACACUGAUGUUUUGACAAAAACUAUAGAUCUUUGCCAAACCCACAACCAGGCCAGGACUUAAGUAAUCCAGGGUUUCACCUUCGUUUUGGUUUUAUAGUGUCUUAUUCUCUGUACCAUAAGACGGUUUAAUACUAAUAGUUCUAUAUUUCUGUCUGUAAAAACUCUAGGCAUUCCACUAGAAAAAGAGUUUAAUGAAAGAGAUGGCAGACCUGCAAGCCGAACUCACUUAUCACCCUAUCAAGUCAUUUUCUCUGGAGAAGGAAGUUCUCAAGUAGGCAGUGUAAUUCAAGCUAGUAUAUUUAAAGACAAAAAAUAUAUAUAUAAAUGUCCACAUUUUACUACCAAACAAGUGUUUAGCCUCUGCACAAACAAAUAAUAUCUGCAUAUAAAUAUAGUGUAUAAAUAUAUUAUAUUUUUGAAUGAAUCAACAGAAUGCAUCUGUUUUCUACACACAGCUGACAUAUUGUACAGAGACCCUGUAAUUCUCAUCCUGUUUCCCGAGUUUUUAUCUGAUACUACAGAUGUUGAACUGUGGGGUUUGGUGUUUUUCUUUUGGGUUCAGCAUCUCCCUGCUCCUUAUCAUAACCACUUUCUCUCUCAACUCUUGUGUUGUCUACUCAGUCCACCCAUCCACCCAACCAGUGCCAAACUGUCCCUGCUCACUGCCCAACCUCUGGGCUCUCAUACACUGGGCUUGCUAUGGUUGGACCCAGAGGUCUCUCUGAGCUCCAUGUCCCACAGCAGGCUCAAAGUGAUGCUGGUGAAGCCCAGCCCAGGUGUUGUGGAGGAGAGCUCACGACUCCUAACCGUGGCCCUUCAGUCCGUUCGGGUUGAGCUCCACUGCAUAUCUUAAGUUCUGAUGGUGAAGCCCAGCCCAGGUGUUGUGGAGGAGAGCUCACGACUCCUAACGGUGGCCCUUCAGUCCGUUCGGGUUGAGCUCCACUGCAUCUCUUAAGUUCUGAUGGUGAAGCCCAGCCCAGGUGUUGUGGAGGAGAGCUCACGACUCCUAACCGUGGCCCUUCAGUCCGUUCGGGUUGAGCUCCACUGCAUCUCUUAAGUUCUGAUGGUGAAGCCCAGCCCAGGUGUUGUGGAGGAGAGCUCACGACUCCUAACCGUGGCCCUUCAGUCUGUUCGGGUUGAGCUCCACUGCAUCUCUUAAGUUCUGAUGGUGAAGCCCAGCCCAGGUGUUGUGGAGGAGAGCUCACGACUCCUAACGGUGGCCCUUCAGUCCGUUCGGGUUGAGCUCCACUGCAUCUCUUAAGUUCUGAUGGUGAAGCCCAGCCCAGGUGUUGUGGAGGAGAGCUCACGACUCCUAACCGUGGCCCUUCAGUCCGUUCGGGUUGAGCUCCACUGCAUCUCUUAAGUUCUGAUGGUGAAGCCCAGCCCAGGUGUUGUGGAGGAGAGCUCACGACUCCUAACCGUGGCCCUUCAAGUCCGUUCGGGUUGAGCUCCACUGCAUCUCUUAAGUUCUGAUGGUGAAUUGUGAUGCCUCUGCCACCUCCCCCCACAUUGUAUGGCUCAUUAUGUUGUAAAGGUUUGUUUGUUGGCUUGUCACUGUGCAGUCUCACGAACCACAGUGUCCUCUAAUGUUCUUGUCAUAAAAGUCUCUAUGAAUGGCCGUUACCCUUAUGUAGCAUUGAGAUAUUGUAUGUCUGUUGUAACUGUUCAACCAUAUCAAAAUUGUGGGGAAAUGAUUUGUGUUAUUUAUAGCUGUCAUAAAACACCAUCCCUAAAAGAA